UCCAAUCCACACCCGGAAGCUAAGGGCGCUCGCCUCUCGGACGCCUUCUUCUGGCACAGCGUAGUUUAACUUCUGGUUUCAUGGGCAACUUAUUGACAUAAUCCACUCGGUGAAGUCGGGGUGAUAGAUUCGCGUUUGGGAAAGCGUUUCGGAGGAGCUUUUUUUCGCUGUCGUGACCCUGCGGGUUUGAACGGAGAGGCUCCAAACCGCCGGCCGCCGUCAUUGACAUUGACAGAUCAGUUGUGCUGUGCAGGCGUGCGCAAGUUGAUGUGGAUAUAGUGGGCUUCGUACCCAUAUUCCUCCGGUUUCCCCUGCUACAAUGAGUGAAUAUUUUAGCCUUUCGGAUUGCGAUGUCAUUGGCUUCGAUUUGGACCACACACUCUGCCGAUACCAUCUGAAGGAGACCUCCAGGCUGAUCUAUGAGAGCUUUGCCAGGUAUCUGGUGGAGCAUAAAGGCUAUGACAAGGACCUCUUGAACUUAACUCCCGCUACCUGGGAUUUCUGUUUCAAAGGGCUAGUGGUGGAUCUUGAGGAUGGAAACCUGGUGAAGUUGGCGGAAGAUGGAACGGUUUUAAGAGCAACACAUGGAACCAGUGACCUCAGCACAGAAGAGAUCAUCAAACAUUAUGGUCCAAAAAGGGAGUGGAAGCACUUCAAUAGCCUCAAUACCUCCUUCACAAGAUCUGCAAAAUACUAUUUCUAUGACAACUAUUUUGAUCUACCUGGGGCUCUUCUCUGCGGAAGAGUUGUGGACAUGUUGCACAAGCGUGGAAAUGAGGUGAAUUCAGACUUUUGGAAAGACAUGAUUGCUGCUAUCGACCAUAAUUACAACACAUCUGCAUUCAAAGAGGACGCAGGCACCUACUUCCCCAGCGUGAAGAGGGACCCGGGCCGGUACCUGCAGCCCUGCUCUGACUCCGUCAAGACCUGGCUACGCAGCAUGAAGAACGCCGGGAAGGUCCUCCUGCUCAUCACCAGCUCCCACAGCGACUACUGCAGGCUUAUCUGCGACCACAUCCUGGGGAAGGACUUUGAGGAGCUUUUUGACGUCAUCAUCACCAACGCCCUAAAACCGGGGUUCUUCUCCUUGGUGCCCCAGCAGAGGCCCUUCAGGACCCUCGUGAACGACGUGGAGGAGAGCGAGGGGCUGCCGUCGCUGGACAAGCCCGGCUGGUACUCCCAGGGCAACUGGCUGCACCUCCACGAGCUGCUCAAGACGAUGACCGGGAAACCAGAGCCCAAGGUAGUUUAUUUUGGGGAUAGCUUGCGGUCGGACAUGUUCCCUGCUAGCAGCUUUUGCAAGUGGGAGACUGUGAUGAUUGUGGAGGAAAUGGAGGGAGAGGGUGUCCCGAAGAGCGAUGCAGCAAAGUCCAAUGAGGCCCAAGUGGAACCGCUGGAGAAAAAGGGAAAGUUUGAGGACCAAGGCAUGAAGACCCCCUCUGCUGUGUCCAAGCAGUGGGGCUCCUACUUUGUUGACGUGUACAAAAGUGGAGGCGAGGACGAGGAGAGCCAGAAACUGACCUGGUGCUGCCACUGCAUUCACAAAUACAGCGCCAUGGCCAUCCCUAGUGUUGAGCACAUAGCAGAUCUCCCCCUGGACUACAAGUUCCCCAGGUUUUCCCCCGACAAGCCGUGCACCACCGGCUACUACCCCAGGCCUCCAGAUUCCCUGCUGAAGAGGUGCCAGAGUCUGUCGUAA
Messenger RNA from Myripristis murdjan (pinecone soldierfish), 1699 nucleotides. It is a transcript of the gene nt5dc1, whose product is annotated as 5'-nucleotidase domain containing 1. The record is from RefSeq and is a predicted model, not a curated record. Bases 320 to 1699 code for a protein of 459 amino acids. The transcript has 12 exons. Gene Ontology annotation, molecular function: 5'-nucleotidase activity. NCBI's taxonomy places the organism in Eukaryota, Metazoa, Chordata, Actinopteri, Holocentriformes, Holocentridae.